Molecule: messenger RNA, 2384 nt
Organism: Harmonia axyridis
Lineage: Eukaryota; Metazoa; Arthropoda; Insecta; Coleoptera; Coccinellidae
Product: glycoprotein-N-acetylgalactosamine 3-beta-galactosyltransferase 1-like
Exons: 6
Coding region: 202-1281 (359 amino acids)
Cellular component (GO): membrane
Molecular function (GO): N-acetylgalactosaminide beta-1,3-galactosyltransferase activity
Source: RefSeq, a predicted model, not a curated record
UCAAUCACGGUAUAAUAGUGGAGAAGGUUUAAAAACCCUUCCACUUUUCGUGUUGAUAAAAGAUAAUAUGAAAUUUUGAAAAUGACGCUAAAUUUGUGGACAUACAGUGAAAAUUGUGCGAGUUAAUUCGAGGUGUUCGAAUUGUGUUUGCGUUUUCUUCCGACAAUAUUCCGAGUGAAUUUCUCUUCACCUCUUUUAGAAAUGGUAUAUUUUAGGCUAGGAAAAUGGCAAACCGUGAACAAACAAUUCAUCCUGACGUUGUCUAUCGGUGUCACAGCCGGUUUUCUAGUGGCCUACGUUCUACUCUCACCGGACGUCAUGACCAUACGUCGCAUAGAUUUUCACACCAGCCAAGAGAUGUCGCACCUGGCUGGUCCCACCAUGGAUCCAGGUGAUCACAGCGCGGAGGAGGAGUUCCACCAGAUGGAAGACAGGGAGGUGGCUAACAGAAUGUACAACAAGGUUAGGAUCUUGUGUUGGGUGAUGACUGGCCCUAGCAAUCACGAGAAGAGGGCCAAGCACGUGAAGAACACCUGGGGCAAGAGGUGCAACAUCAUCCUCUUCAUGAGCUCUAAGGAAGAUGCCUCCCUACCAGCAGUUGCAUUACCUGUUGGAGAAGGUAGAGAUAAUUUGUGGGCUAAAACGAAAGAAGCAUUCAAAUACGUAUACAACAAUUAUAAAGAUAAAGCCGAUUGGUUUAUGAAAGCUGAUGAUGAUACGUAUGUCGUUUUGGAAAACUUACGGUACAUGUUGUUACCCCAUAAGUCAUCAGAGCCCAUCUACUUCGGAUGUAAAUUCAAGCCCUACGUUAAGCAAGGUUAUAUGAGUGGAGGUGCAGGUUAUGUUUUGAGUCGAGAGGCUCUGAACAGAUUUGUGGAGGUUGGUCUCACAAACACAACAGGAUGUUCCAAGAAACAUAGUGGCGCUGAAGAUGUCGAGAUGGGAAAGUGUAUGGAAGCCCUUAAUGUCGUAGCUGGUGAUUCUAGGGAUCCAAUGGGUAGAGGAAGAUUCUUUCCUUUUGUACCGGAGCACCAUCUCAUCCCAGGUCACGUCAAUAAGGACUUCUGGUAUUGGCAGUAUAUUUACUACGAAAGUAAAGAGGGUAUGAAUUGUUGUUCUGACAACGCAGUGUCUUUUCACUAUGUAAGUCCAAAUCAAAUGUACGUAUUGGAGUACCUCAUUUAUCAUUUGAGGCCCUAUGGAAUUUCUUUCCAUGUAGACAUGCCUCAGGAACUGCAGGAUUCGGUUCUUGGAACGCUGAACAAGACUUCUAUUAGUUAAAAAGUAGCGAAGACUAAAAGGCUGUGUUAGAACUAAGAAAUUGUACAUAUCUAUUCUAAGGAAAAUUUUACCCUGUGUCAAAACUAUUUAUGGAAUAGCUAUUUUACUGUAGAAUAUGACAUUUUGAGAUUAGCAGAUGGGUGAUAAGGUGAUUGAUUAUCCUGUUGAGUAAGACAAAUGGAAAGUGGUUACAAAAAAAUCCAAAUUAGUGAUAAUUCAAAAUUGUGUCCGUUACGAAAUAAUCGAUUAAGCACAAACAUUUUUAACGUCUUAUUUUAUGACUAGUUCUUAUUUUAAUUGUAUCGGAUGUUCUGGAAACAUUAGCUGUCAGGUUUUAAUCUCAUAUAACGAAAAUUAUCUUUCGUUUGUUGUAAAUCUCUAAAGGUGAGAACUAAGACGUGGUUAUGAAGUGCAUAUUCUAUCACGAGCUAUUUUUUUUUCUGAACACUAUAAAUAAUAAUGUCCUGAACACUUUGAAAAUAAAAAGGCGACAAGGAUUACAUCAAAAUUUUGUAGUUAAGUACUAGAAAGGUGGUGCUAUAUGAAUUUUAUAAAUUCAAAUAAAUCAUUGACUUAUGCACGGUUCUGGUUAUAUCUUAAAUAGCUGAUUAUAUAUAAUGCCCAAAAAUUGAGGAAUUUUACUUGGUGCAAAUAAAUUAUAUCUUGUGAAAUUCGAUGAGAAUGAAUAGGGAAAUGUACAGAUAUAAUUGAUUUCAUUAUUUUCUUUAUUCUUGCUUUCAUUUAGAAUCGUAUCAUUAUUAAAAUGAGAGUUCGUAUUACGGGGAAAUAAUGACUUUAAUUUCUUUAAUAGAAAUAGGAACGUCAUCGAUGUUCAAAAUUAUUAUUUAAGAGAUAUAUAUACACUUUGUACUUAAAAAUUAAGCCCAAUUAUCUGUAGAUUGUACUUAAGAUAUGCCAUCUGUAAUUACUAGUCUGCCAUCGCAAACUUGGUAUACUUGAAUUUGCUCAUUUUUAUUUUAUGGAUGUAUUACAGCAAUUGUAUUUUUUAGUAUUGAAAUUCAUUAUUUCUUCUAUAGAAGAAUUGAAAUUUAGUUUUAAAUUGUAAGUAUUAUUUAUUGCAAAUAUAUAUGAUCCUGGACUUA